CUGUGCGCUAUGGGGACGAUUGGAUAUCCGGGGUGACCAUUAAGGAGAAACAGCCACCAACGUCGCCCACUUCACCCACUGUCUGUCCGACGAAUUUCAUUCUCCACUACGCUGUACGUGGACCAAAGAACAAAUGGAGUCAUCACAGCGUAACGAUGAGCCACACAGACCCCAGACAGGUCGCCUCCUGGGUAAAGACCAUCCGAAAUUACCUCAUGGGGCUUACCCAUCGACCAAGGAAGGUCUUGCUGUUCGUCAACCCCUUUGGAGGGAAGAAGAAGGGGUUGAAGAUCUGGGAGAAAGAUGUGCAACCCCUAAUGACCAUUGCUGGCGUCGAGACGAAGAUGCUGGUCACGGAGAGGGUUGGAUAUGCUCGUGAUAUCCUCCUAACUGCUGAUCUCAGUGACUUCCACGCGGUGGUGUGCAUCGGUGGGGACGGCACCCUCGCGGAGGUGAUCAACGGUCUAGUGCUGAGGGCAUCGAGGGAUCGACAAAUCGACCCCAACAACUCGGAGGCGAUCUUACCGACGCCUAGACUCCCUAUCGGGGUGAUACCUAGCGGGAGUACCGACACAGUGGCUUACAGCCUCCAUGGAACCACCGAUGUGCAAACGGCUGCGAUACAUAUCAUUUUUGGCGACAAGACAGGCCUCGAUAUCUCCUCCGUGCACAGCGAUCAGACGUUGCUCAGGCUGUACGCCAGCAUGCUGAGUUAUGGCUAUCUGGGCGACGUGAUACGAGACAGUGAGAAAUUCCGAUGGAUGGGGCCCCAACGGUACGAUUAUUCGGGUUUCAAGAAGAUCCUUGCUAAUAAAGGUUAUGAAGGUGAGAUCCAUCUUCUCUCAGACCCCUGUCACCCGGCAACCAGCACAAGAUGCAUAAAGAAUUGCACCAGGUGUCUCCAACAUAUGCACAACAGCAUUCCUGAUAAAGAGAUAUCUAGAUGGGUGACUGUCAGAGGCAAAUUCUUUAUGGUGAAUGGUGCCAAUCUCGCCUGUGGAUGCGCCAGGAGUCCCAUGGGGUUCAGUCCCCACUGUCAUAUUGGAGACGGUUGUGUAGAUGUGAUUUUGGUUCGACACACUUCGUUUUUUAACAAUAUUCGGAUGUUACUGAGGUUGUCCAGCAAACAGAAGACUCUGUACGAUCUACCGUUCGUCGAGGUGUACAGAGCGAGGGAGUUCACGUUCCGCGCCCUACCUACCCUACACAUGCAGUCCAACAGCGAGAUUAGCAACCGUUAUCUGAACUCGAGUCUGAGUGUGUGGAACUGUGAUGGCGAAGUGAUCGAUAAUUCAAACGUGAAAAUCAGGGUACACUGCCAACUAGUGAACGUAUUCACGAGACGAGCCCAGGAACCAGUUCAUGGCCGGACCUGUUUCUGUUAGUGGCGGGUAGUUGAUCUACUCCAAUGUCGCGCUGUUUAAAAUAAGAAAACGACGAACGCGUGUUUCCGUGAGACAUGACGGCAUUCAAAUCGCAUAGUUCCUUCGACUUGCCCUAAUUAAUUGUUACCGUGAUAUCGCCACGUAACGCGUGACAACUGCGAAUAAUUGUCUAGCACGACGAUGAUAUCUCGAAAAUUCUAUGGUAUCUUGUCGUGAAA
Molecule: messenger RNA, 1603 nt
Organism: Eufriesea mexicana
Lineage: Eukaryota; Metazoa; Arthropoda; Insecta; Hymenoptera; Apidae
Gene: Cerk
Product: Ceramide kinase
Exons: 7
Coding region: 156-1385 (409 amino acids)
Biological process (GO): ceramide metabolic process; phosphorylation
Molecular function (GO): ceramide kinase activity
Source: RefSeq, a predicted model, not a curated record